ACUCGUAGCUCCGCCUUCUGGUCAAUGUUUAUAAAAACUGCUGUCGCAGUAAAAAAAUACAGUUCAGUUUUUCAGAAGAGAGAGUAAAACAACUUAAAAGAUGAAGACCGGUUCUUAUGUUGUAGCGAUCUUGCUGGCUUUGCUGAGUCAAAUUCAGGGCAAGCCAUCCCUGCUGAUCCAGUCUCCUGAAGGCCCUGUGCUGGAAGGCCAGUCGGUUACCCUGGAGUGUGUGUCAGAUAUGGACAGUGAUAUGAGCUUUUACUCCAUCCAGAAAUAUUCCAGGUACAUGAUGAUGUGGAUCAACUUAGAAAAGACUACUCACUUAAGAUGCUGGUACUAUGAUGUGAAUGUCACCCGUGCUGACGGCCGUCUGCAGCUAAACAUUCCCAGCAUACAAAGCUGGAACUCUGGCUCUUUUCGCUGUGUUGCUAACAACGGCACCAAUGAGGAAUCCAUAUCCGAAGAUUUGAAUAUCCCUGUGCAUUAUUUACGAGAUAUCUCGAUCUACCGGGACAACAGCUUCUAUAGCCGUUACUGGGAUCAGCUUGGUGUCCUGAAUGUGACACGCGGGAGUGAUGUGGAGGUGGAAUGCUCUGCUUCAGCUUCUGAGACCCCCACUUAUACUUGGAGCAAGAAGGGUCUUGAAUGGGUGCAGCUGUCCAAUAAACUAAAGCUCCAAAAGGUGCAAGAUGGUGAUGCUGGAUUGUACACCUGCACAGUGCAGCACCCUACGGUGCCCAGCCUGUCUAAGACACGUUCCUUGCAGCUGUAUGUGGUGAAUGAAAAAAAGAAUUGGCUGGGUCCAGACCAAAUGAACCUGAUCUUGAUGACUGCUGUUCCUGCUGGAGUACUUCUGCUGAUCAUCCUUAUCCUGGCAGUGUAUCUGUCCAAACGCAAGGCACCCAUUGUCAAAGGGCCCAUUGAUGACCAUUCCCAGAAGAAGCCCAUAUACACUGGGAGCCAGGAGUCUCUGCCUUCCGCUGCUGACACUCAGCCACUAGUCUAAAUGGUGAGAUGAACCGCAGCCAUUGAAGACUGAACACCAGCAGGCACACAAAAGAUGAGACCCUUUACAGAAGACUGCGUUUGAGUGGGCACGGGAAGGCAUUUUGAUUUUCCAAAAUUCUACAGCAAUUUUUCUUUGUAUUGGUUACAAAUCAGGGAUUCUGCUUACAUUUUUGAUUUUGAUUGUCUACAUUUAUGAAUCAAAUUUUAAUACCAAGUAUUGUGUUUUUUGUAACUCUUGUUACUGUCUGUCUUAGGCUUUUGAGGUUAUGGCCUUCUUUCUAUAGAGAGGUUUAAAAUAUUUUUCAAGAUGCUUGUCAAUGACUACUGAGAAAAAAAGUGUGUUUGCAGAUGUUAAAGCACUUUAGAAUUUGGUUUUGCUUUUGAAUCUCAUCCUGCUGAAGUACUUUUUGUUCUACUGCAUCAGAAUUGUUUUUCAUAUUAAUAAAAAGAGUGUAAUAAGUAA
Polypterus senegalus (gray bichir) is the source of this 1471-nucleotide messenger RNA. RefSeq lists its product as uncharacterized. The transcript is spliced from 8 exons. Gene Ontology annotation, biological process: cell-cell adhesion. Gene Ontology annotation, cellular component: cell-cell junction. Gene Ontology annotation, molecular function: cell adhesion molecule binding. NCBI's taxonomy places the organism in Eukaryota, Metazoa, Chordata, Cladistia, Polypteriformes, Polypteridae. Bases 101 to 1006 code for a protein of 301 amino acids. The record is from RefSeq and is a predicted model, not a curated record.